AUGCAACCAGCAAACGUGGCAAUCACGGCGCACUGCCUCUGCAGAAAACACACAUUUACUGCUUCGGUACCUACAUCAACCUUGCCUCUGGAAGCGACCGUCGACCACAGCGAUGGCGCGCGAUACUUGACUGGCGGUCUGUUCCUCGCCACGGCGCCGUGGCCGACGCCCGAGGAGAACGUCUCUGUCUUGAAAGCAUACGCCGUCUCCAAGACCGUCGAGACCUUUUCGUGUGCCACAUGUUCGUCGCAAAUGUUUCAGCGAGAAAAUGGCCAGUUGAGAGUCAUCACCGGUGUUCUCGGAAAGAACAAGGGACUCGUGCGCUACAGCAAGCACAAGGGCAUGGAAGGCACGAAAGACGGAGGGGCCGCGCCGUGGUUCGGCCAAACCACAGCAUCCGAGCAAGCAACAAGCAAGGCAUGCGCCGAGUCCAGCGAAACGGAACUGCGAUGCCACUGCGGCGGCGUACACCUCGUACUUCACGGCGCGCGUGCCGAAGACGCGGAAGCGUGGCGCGCGAUUGUCGAUCCCGAGUCGAAGCGGUACCUGGCGACGCUCGACGCUUGCGACUCGUGUCGCACGACGGUGGGCUCCGACAUUGUCUGCUGGGCUUUCGCACCGAUUGCGCGCGUCAAGUUUGCCGGCGAGUGGUUCGGGUUUCCGACCAACGUAGCUGACCUCAAGGCCGCUGUCCUGCGAGGCGUGGCGGGGCUCGGCACCAUGAAAGUGUAUGGCAGCUCGCAGGGCGUCGAGCGCUUCUUCUGCGGGCGAUGUGCCGCCUCUGUUUUCUACACGAGCAGCACGCGGCCGAAGCAGGUGGAUAUCACCGUCGGACUCUUGAGGCAGCCCGGCGGCGCACGAGCGGAUGGUGCGCUGAGCUGGGCGCUGGGCAGGGCGGAUUAUCUCGAGGAUGUCAAGGGCGGCUGGCGUGAGACUGUGAUCAACGAAUUUGUCGAAGGCAGCGAGCGGUGGAGGUUGGACAAGGGCGUCGCGGAGGAUUUCCUAAGGGCCCGAGGCGAUGAUUGA
Molecule: messenger RNA, 1026 nt
Organism: Verticillium dahliae VdLs.17
Lineage: Eukaryota; Fungi; Ascomycota; Sordariomycetes; Glomerellales; Plectosphaerellaceae
Product: DUF636 domain-containing protein
Exons: 1
Coding region: 1-1026 (341 amino acids)
Molecular function (GO): carbon-sulfur lyase activity
Source: RefSeq, a predicted model, not a curated record